CGCCCAGUCUUGCCGUCCGGCCGCCUCUAUUUAUCACCGGUCCAUCGUAUCAUAUCAUCUCUGUUUCGACGGAGAUUAAGCUGUUUAUUCUGCACUAGAUAGAUAGAUACAUAUAUAUAUAUAUAUAUAUAAUCAUGGGCGGCGACGAGCUCGCGCUCGAGAUCACCGUCCUCUCCGCCGAGUCCCUCCCCGACCCCUCCUCAUGCUCCUUCUCCUCCUCUUUCCUCCACCUCCUCUUCCCGCAACAACAGCGCCUCCGCCCCUACGCCGCCCUCUCCAUUUCCAAUUCCGAUGGCGACGGUGAUGAUGAUGUUUACCGGACCCGAAUCGACGAGGAGGGGGCGCAUAACCCUACGUGGGGCGACACGCUGCUCCUGCCCGUGGGUCCCGCCUUCCUCGGCGCCGACGCCGCCGUAAACCUCUCCGUGCUCUCCCAGAGCUGCUGCCGCGGCGCCGGCCCCGCGCUCCUCGGCUCCUGCCGAAUCCCCUCUGCCGACGUAUUCGACGGCCUCCGUCCGGCCUCCGCCCGCCGCCGCCUCAGCUACGCCCUCCGCUCCACCCCCCACCACCACCACCACCGCCGGCCCUGCGGCGUCGUCCACGUCGCCGUGCGCGCGCUCGGCCGCUGCGUGGACCAGCUCGCCCCGCCGCCGCUUCCACCGCCGCAGCUCGGGUGGGCCCGCGUGGCCGUCGGAAUCCCCGUGGCGGCGGGGGGACACGAGAUGGUGAGCGGUGGCAGCAGCAGAGAUGGGCGCUUUGCAUACGAAGAGAGUUUCCUCUGUCACAGUUAUUCUGUAUGAGAAUAAUAAUAUCUAAUCACUCUUUUAUUGUGCAUAAAUAUAAUAACGAAAGAGAGACCGUAAAUCUGAACCAAAGGGGUCGUAGUAUUACAGCCCUUAACCAACAAUUGUAAUCCUAACUCUAAUAAAGUUUAAACAAUGUUUGGAAAACAAAAAUGGUAUGGCUGCAACUAAAAUUUUUGUUGUACCUGUACGAUCAAAAAGUGGUUGUACAUCUGGUAUUGAUUGUAACUAAAAUUUUUUUUGCGAAGAUCAUGGACUACGUGAUUAUCAUUUUAUUUCUAGACUCUUGCCAUUCAAUAUGACAUUAAAAAAAUCAUUUUGA
This is a messenger RNA of Ananas comosus (pineapple), 1125 nucleotides long. RefSeq lists its product as uncharacterized. The coding region runs from base 135 to 800 and encodes 221 amino acids. The transcript has a single exon. The record is from RefSeq and is a predicted model, not a curated record. NCBI's taxonomy places the organism in Eukaryota, Viridiplantae, Streptophyta, Magnoliopsida, Poales, Bromeliaceae.